Dendrobium catenatum is the source of this 400-nucleotide messenger RNA. Its product is annotated as probable signal peptidase complex subunit 2. Gene Ontology annotation, biological process: protein targeting to ER. Gene Ontology annotation, cellular component: signal peptidase complex; membrane. The record is from RefSeq and is a predicted model, not a curated record. The annotation marks the transcript as partial. Lineage: Eukaryota; Viridiplantae; Streptophyta; Magnoliopsida; Asparagales; Orchidaceae. The transcript is spliced from 3 exons.
GAAUGUGACGGCCGGUUAUGUAAACUGCUUGACUCGGAGCGAGAGAAUCUGAGGAAAAGGAGAGGCGAAAAGGGUGCGAAUGGCGAACAGCUCGAAAAACCCUAAGAAGGCGAACCUCCUUGAUCCCCAUGCGAUCAAGCACGUUCUUGACGAAUCUGUUAAUGAGAUCGUGACGAGCCGGGGGUACCCGGAGGACUUCCGUCUGAGCAACUUGAGGCUGUUGAUCGGGACUGUGAUUAUUGCCAUUGCCCUACUUGCGCAGUUCUACCCUAAAAAAUUCCCGGAGAACAGGGAUAUCCUCAUCGGCUGCAUCAUAUUGUAUGUAGUUCUCAAUGGGAUCUUGCAAUUCAUUAGCUACACCAAGGAGAAAAAUGCGAUCCUCUUCACUUAUCCUCCUCCU